UCCCACCACUUUUUUCUCACAAUCUUUACCCAUUUCGCCCUUUGCUGGUCGGAGUGUUCAUGUGAGUGAGUAUCAUUCCAUCCCUUCCUUUCUUUUCUUCCACAAUUCUCCAUCAACACCUAACUCACAAAAACAAAAGUGGGUCUGCUUCUUUUACCUUUGUUCUCUUUGUCCCACACUCCAAAAUCCAUUCUUUUUUCAUGGAGAAUUAGCAUUUCCUUGCAAAAAACAACAUGAUUUUCAAACUAUUUCUCCUUCUUCUCUUAGCUCCUGCUGCUGUUCAUUGUUUAGACACUGUUUUCAACGAUGAUGUUCUCGGAUUGAUAGUCUUCAAAGCAGGCCUUCAAGAUCCAUUGGGUAAACUGAUAUCAUGGAAUGAAGAAGAUGAUACCCCCUGCAAUUGGUUUGGUAUCAAAUGCAAUCCUAAAACCAAUAGGGUCUCUGAGAUUGUUCUUGAUGGCUUCUCUUUGUCUGGCCACAUCGAUCGUGGCCUUCUCAGGUUACAGUUUCUUCAAAUACUCUCACUUGCUAACAACAAUUUCACUGGCUCAAUCAACUCUGCUCUUGCUCAUCUUACAAGCUUACAAGUUCUUGAUUUGAGUGACAACAGUUUAUCAGGAUCCAUCCCUGAACAGCUCUUCCUGCAAUGUGGAUCAAUAAGAGUCAUUUCCUUUGCCAGAAACAAUCUCACAGGACAAAUCCCACAAUCCUUAGCCUCAUGCUUUUCUCUAGAGAUUCUAAACUUUUCAUCAAAUCAUUUAUCUGGGAAAUUGCCAUCUGGGUUAUGGUAUUUGAGAGGGAUUCAAUCACUAGAUUUCUCAAACAACUUGCUUGAAGGGCAGAUUCCUUCUGGGAUUCAAAGUUUAUAUGAUUUGAGAUUGGUUAACUUACAGAAGAAUCGUUUUUCUGGAAGGGUUCCUGAGGAUAUUGGUGGCUGUUUGUUUUUGAAAUCAAUUGAUUUUAGUGAUAAUAUCCUUUCUGGGGUGCUUCCAGAAUCAAUGCAGAUGCUUAGUUCUUGCAGUUAUUUGAAUUUACGAGGGAAUUCUCUGAUGGGUGAAGUUCCUCGUUGGGUUGGAGAGCUUAAAAAUCUUGAGAUUUUGGAUCUUUCUGCUAAUAACUUCUCUGGUCAAGUGCCAAGUUCAAUAGGAAAUCUUCAAUUGUUGAAGAACUUGAAUGUUUCCAUGAACUAUUUUACUGGGAACUUGCCUGAAUCCAUGGCGGAUUGUAAGAAUCUUUUGAGUAUUGAUGCUAGCCAUAAUCAUUUGAAUGGGUAUCUCCCAGCUAAUGUUGGAGAGCUUAGGAACUUGCAGUUGCUGAAUUUAUCAAGAAACCAUUUCGUGGGUUCUGUUCCUGAUAGUAUUGGUGAGCUAAAAUCAGUAUAUGUUCUUGACUUCAGUGAUAAUCAAUUGAAUGGAAGUGUUCCUGUUGAAAUUGGAGGAGCUAUCUCACUCAAGGAGUUGUGGCUGGAGAGGAACUUACUCACCGGGGAAAUUCCUAUCUCCAUUGACAAAUGCUCGUUGUUAACAUCAUUGAUGGUUUCUCACAACAAUCUCACAGGCACAAUUCCUGCUGCUCUUGCAAAUCUCUCCAACCUUCAAAACGUAGACUUGUCUUUCAACAAACUCACUGGAAGCCUGCCCAAGGAGCUCACCAAUCUUUCCCACCUCCUAUCCUUUAACAUCUCCCACAAUCACCUUAAUGGAGAGCUCCCAGCUGGGGGCUUCUUCAACACCAUAUCUCCCUUCUCCAUUUCACAUAACCCAUCUCUUUGUGGUGCUGUCGUCAACCGGUCCUGCCCCUCCGUCCACCCGAAACCAAUCGUCCUAAACCCGAACUCUUCCGAUACCAACGCCAAUUCCCCCUCCCACAAGCAUCACCAUGAGAUAAUACUAAGCAUAUCAUCCAUCAUUGCUAUUGGUGCAGCUUCUUUUAUCUUACUUGGUGUGGUAGCUGUGAGUAUCCUUAACAUCCGUGCAAGGUCCUCACAGGCACGUUCUGCUGCUCUUGCAUUAUCUGCUGGGGAGGAUUUUAACUGCUCCCCAAAAACUAACCCAGACUAUGGAAAGCUAGUCAUGUUUUCAGGAGAUGCAGAGUUUGUGUUUGGUGCUCAAGCAUUGUUGAAUAAGGAUUGCGAGCUCGGUCGAGGCGGGUUUGGAGUUGUUUACAGAACCGCGCUUCGAGACGGUUGUUUAGUUGCAAUCAAGAAGCUAACUGUCACAAGCUUGAUAAAGUCCCAAGAGGAUUUUGAGAGUGAAGUGAAGAAGCUGGGGCAGAUCAGGCAUCAUAAUCUGGUGGCACUUGAAGGGUAUUACUGGACAACCUCCUUGCAGCUCCUCAUCUAUGAACAUGUCCAAAAUGGAAGCUUGUAUAAACAUCUACACGACCGAACGAGCGACGAUUGCUUGUCGUGGCAGCAGAGGUUCAAGAUUGUUCUUGGGAUGGCCAAAGGGUUGGCUUAUUUGCACCAGAAUGAUAUAAUUCAUUACAAUUUGAAGUCGACCAAUGUCUUGAUAGACAGUUCUGGGACACCAAAAGUGGGGGACUAUGGCUUGGCAAGGCUGCUGCCAAUGUUGGACCGUUGCAUCUUAAGCAGCAAAAUCCAAAGUGCUUUGGGCUAUAUGGCUCCAGAGUUUGCCUGCAAAACAGUAACUAUAACUGAGAAAUGUGAUGUGUAUGGCUUUGGCAUCUUGGUUUUGGAAGUGGUGACAGGAAAAAGACCUGUGGAGUACAUGGAAGAUGAUGUUAUAGUGCUCUGUGAUAUCGUGAGGGCGGCUUUGGACGAUGGCACAGUCGAGCAAUGUGUCGAUGAGAGGCUUCGAUCGAACUUCCGUGUUGAGGAGGCCGUUCCUGUGAUGAAACUUGGUUUGAUAUGUGCUUCUCAAGUGCCAUCUAACAGGCCAGAUAUGAACGAGGUUGUCAAUAUAUUAGAGAUGAUCCAAUCCCCAUGUGAAGCUGAGGAGGGCUUGGAAUGAAUCUGGAGAGUUGAAUGUUCUUUUUCAUUUCAAUGAGUUUGAUUUACAUGGUUUCAUUGUAAACUUGUUUGUAGCUGUUUUGUUCAUUUCCUUAAAGUGCCACUAUACCAUAUUCAUUUUCACCAUGAAACAUUACAUAGUGUUUCCAUAAAUUAUACACUU
Cucurbita pepo subsp. pepo (vegetable marrow) is the source of this 3134-nucleotide messenger RNA. RefSeq lists its product as uncharacterized. Gene Ontology annotation, molecular function: ATP binding; protein binding; protein kinase activity. The record is from RefSeq and is a predicted model, not a curated record. Gene Ontology annotation, biological process: protein phosphorylation. NCBI's taxonomy places the organism in Eukaryota, Viridiplantae, Streptophyta, Magnoliopsida, Cucurbitales, Cucurbitaceae.